This is a messenger RNA of Salvelinus fontinalis (brook trout), 5581 nucleotides long. RefSeq names its product laminin subunit beta-3-like. Bases 461 to 3916 code for a protein of 1151 amino acids. The transcript has 22 exons. Lineage: Eukaryota; Metazoa; Chordata; Actinopteri; Salmoniformes; Salmonidae. Gene Ontology annotation, cellular component: basement membrane. The record is from RefSeq and is a predicted model, not a curated record.
GGAUGAGCCUCCCUUUUUUGAAGAAUAUGUUGUCGAUAGAUGUCCGACGAGAAAUUCUAUCUCGCGCGUGUAUGUUUUCCAGUGGAGGCUGCUGAGGGGAGGACGGCUCGUAAUAAUAGCUGGAACGGAGCGAAUGGAAUGGCAUCAAAAUGCACGGAAACCAUAUGUUUGAUGUAUUUGAUACCGUUCCACUUAUUCCACUCCAGCAAUUAGCACAUACAGGUCCUCCCCAAUUAAGGUGUGAUGUAUUCAUCCCAGCAGGUUGGGGUUGCGGAGGGGAGGCGUGUGUCUGCCAGCUACCUUUCUGACACACUGUAUCACGAGGCCCAGGUGAGACAGUGUUUAAAAGGAUACAGCCAAGAACCCACACACACUUAGACAGAUUCUGAGCAGCACUCACACAGCCGCGUCUACGUCCAUACACCUACAACUGAAGAAUUUCUCAUAGUAGGAACCAAAGAUGUGGAUUUUAUUCCAGUUAGCAGCCCUGACAGCAGUGGCUGCGACCCAGAGGGACUGUUCUCGGGGGGCCUGUUACCCCCCUAUGGGAGACCUGCUCCUCGGUAGGGACCGUCAGCUUCAUGCCUCCUCCACCUGCGGCCUUGCCGGCUCUGAGGUCUUUUGCACCUACUUUGGACAGUGGAGGAUAAAGUGCUGUACCUGUGACUCCAGGAAUCCAUCCAGUCAGUUAGCUCACACCAUCCAGAACGUUCUAUCCACCACUGGUCCCAACAGGUGGUGGCAGGCCAGGAAAGAUGUGAGUCCGGUUACCCUACAGUUGGACCUACAGAACCUGUUUCAGCUGGACACCAUCAUUCUGACCUUCAAGGGUCCCCAUCCUAGUGCGCUGGUGGUGGAGAGGACGUUGGAUAAUGGUCAAACCUGGCAACCGUCCCACUACAUGGCCUCAGACUGUCGCUCGGCCUUCCCUGGCAUUGCCAUGACUAUGCCACGCUCUCUGGACCAGACCUACUGCUACACCCUACCCCCCGUCCCCGCUAACUCUUACCAGGACCAGACCAUUCAGUUCAGCCCCUUGCGUCAGUUCUCUAGCAUCAGCGUCCCCAAUGGGCAGAAGAUUCAAGAGGUGUCAGGAUUGACAGGCCUGCGGGUGAAGUUGACUGAGCUGGGUGCUAUUUCCCGCUUGCCCGGCCGCACCCCUUCGCUGUUUUAUGCCCUCAGGGAGAUGAGAGUGAUGGGCACCUGCCUCUGCCACGGCCAUGCCAACCGCUGUCUGCAGGAUACUACUGCCUACCAGCUACCUAGCACACAGGUUAGUGCUCAGUGUGAGUGCCAGCACAACACAGCAGGUGUAAACUGUGAGCGAUGUGCUGAUCUCUACAACGACCUGCCCUGGAGAUCUGCAGAGGAGGGAAACACACACACCUGCAAACGUUGUGAGUGUAACAACCACGCCCAGCGGUGCCGUUUCGACCCAUCUGUGUAUGAGGCGAGCGGAUGGAGGAGUGGGGGGGUGUGUGAGGGCUGUCUGCACCACACAACAGGGCCCAAAUGUGACCGCUGUGCCCCUGGAUACCAACCCAACCACCGGAGCAGCAUAGACCAGCCUGAUGCCUGCACACGCUGCCAUUGUAGUGCAGAGGGGGCAGAGAAUGGGGGUCGGUGUGAUGAUGUCACAGGGUCGUGUCGCUGCAAGAUGGGAUACUAUGGCCUGACCACCUCCAACCCUCUGGGCUGCACGAAGUGCUUGUGCAGUGCAGAGGGCUCCCUGUCCAGUGUGUGUGACCCUGUGAGCGGUCAGUGUCCCUGUCGACCUUACCACCAGGGGCUGACCUGUGAACUCUGUUCCCGUGGUUACUGGAACCCCUCCUUCCGCGGCUGUGAGCCCUGUCGCUGUGACCCCACCAACUCCCAUGGUGACACCUGUGACCGGAAUACGGGUCAGUGUCAGUGCAGGUCAGGGUUCGGAGGUCGUACCUGUACAGAAUGCCCUGACAACACUUACGGAGACCCCCUCAUUGGCUGCAGACCGUGUCAGUGUGCUGCUGGAGGCAUGGUACCAGGAGGCUGUGAUAAGCGUACAGGGGCCUGCCAGUGCCGUAUUGGUGUCAUAGGUAUUCGUUGCGAUGCCUGUAGCCGUGGCCAUGUUUACUCCUUUCCUGACUGUGAAGUCUGCCCCUCCUGCUUCUUCUCUCUGGACUCCUACAUCCAGAACCUCACCCUGGGCCUAGAGAGACUCUCCACCAGAAUCCCCUCUCGUCCUGGCGGCUCAUUGCCCACCGGUCUCGGUCUCCGCAUCCAGGCCUUGGAGGCCACUCUCAUCCAGAUACGUGACUCUCUCCCACUCCCAACUCCCUCUACGAGACAAGUCAACAACGCCCUCUUUCAGCUACGCAGACUAAGGGACCAGUUAGAUCAGGUGGAUGGGGAUCUGUCACCCCAAGGCAGAGGCCUCGAGCUGGGCUCACAGCUGGACGAGUUGCAGGCUCUCCUGGGCGGCCUGGGUCUGCUCUACAACGCCAAGAGAGAUGCUCUCAGGAACCCUAUCAACUCCAACAAUGCAGGGGCCUUCUCUUCUAUAAAGAAUGCCUAUGACGAGUCCACGGAUGCGGCGAAGAUUGUUGAGGCUAGUGGGAAGACUGUAGAUCAAUCUUCAGCGGUCAGAGAGGAUUCUCUUGACCUCCAGAACCAGGUUCAACCAGCAAACACCAGAGACCUGGAGAAACUCAACCAGCAGCUGAACACCAAACCCGACCUCUCACCCACUGCCAAGCAGGUGUGUGGCAGUGUGCGCUCUGCCCCUUGUACCCCUGUCCAGUGUGAUGGUGAGCUGUGCCCUGCGGAGGGGGCGCCACCCUGUGGUCGUGGCGAGAGUUGCAUUGGGGCUCUGCCUCUGGGGACCCGAGCUGUGAGGGAUGCUGAGGAGGUAAAGGACAGACUGCAGCAGCUCAAUGGGAAGAUCACACAGGCUGCUGCACAGAUCCAGAAAACACAGGACACGGUCAAUAUGGUCAGACAGUCCACGGACGAUCUGGCCAAUCAGAUGAGGCGGGCCAGGGAUGACUUGGAGGCAGAUCUGCAGGAGACAAGAUACUUUGUUAAAGAGCUGAAGGACUUCCUGUCAGACCCUUCGUCAGACCCGACAGACAUCAGCACGGUGAGUGAAUGGAUCUUGAACGCAAAGCUGCCUCUCAGUCUGGCAGCUCUGAAGAGGAAGCUUCAGGAGAUCAGAGCCCUGGCGGCAGGACUCCCAGACAGCAAAGCAGUCCUGGACCAGGCUGGACCACAGCUCGACACCGCCCGGCGCCUGCUACAGGAGGCCCAGGACGCUAGGGAUGCUGGGCUGGGUGUGAAGGAUGAUGUUGACGGGCUGCUGGAUGGCUUCACCGCCGUGGAGGGCUCCCUCUCUGGCCUGAACGACAAAGUGCAGGACAGCCUGGACAUAGUGGAAGACAUCAGCAACAGUCUCACACAGACCAAGGCCCAGUUGACUCCCGCGGUGAAGGCUCUAGGGGAGGCGUCUACCCUGGCUGAGGGGAUGAAACCUCAGCUGGAGGGGCUCAAGGCGCUGGUGCGCUCUGGAGAUCUGCUGGCCCAGAAUGCUAAGGGAGAGGCCAAUAAGGCUAACAAGGAGGCAGAUGCUGCGACCAGGGACCUGGCGUCCCUGGAGAAGCAGCUGGAGCAGCUGCGUGCUGCAGAGAGGACCAGUGGUCAUGGCGAUGGGACGGGGACGACAGGUGAGCGUCUCCGGAAGCUGCAGGAGGAGGCUGGUUCUCUGGCCCAGGACACUGGAGACAUGAUGAAGGCACUAGCAGGUAAAGCAGACUCUCUGCAUAGACUACAGGAUGAGGUCCUACUGAAGUGCCAGAGGCUGACCGGUCUGGACGGCAAACUGCGGGACCUCCUGGCUGACAUGAGACAGAAGGUCAAGAUCCUCUCCACCUGCCAGGGCUGAGAGGUAAAAGGGCAGAGGUCAUCCUCAAAUAGCCUGUUCAUUGAGAUAGAGGAGCGAUGUUAUUUAUUUUGUCCCAUUUUGUAGAAUAAAUGUCCCAAUAAAUAUGUUUUUCAUGACGUUGAGUUUCCCUUAAUGUGUGGUUUUUAACUUUAUCCUACGACAUCCCAGUGACAUCAUUAGGCCUGUGAUUUCUGGGGCUGCAGCCCUGAAUGUUUUUGGUCCAGCCCGAACCUUUUGAUGGUAAAACACAUUUGGUUUAAGAUGGCACACGGAGAAAGAGAUGGUAUACGUUUUAUCCUAUUGGGGGGAGUAGGGUGUAGGGUGUAGUCUUGGGUAGAUUUCGACUAUGCCAUGUUGUCUUCAAGAGAUUUUCUGUUUCGUUUCUUUCCUUCACAUUAGCUGACGUAAGAUAGUGGAACAAUUCCUAUUCGUUAUGAUGUGCUAUCAUGUUAUAGGAUAAUGAGUGUGUUUGUCAGCAAGAACAGUACUGUUAUUCCCCAUCAAUCUUUUAUUAUUACACUUUUUCCCAAUUUUGCUGGUGUAACUACUUAUUUGACAUCUAAUAUGCUUAAAUUAGAAGAGACUUUCCAUGUUUGUCAGCAUUCAUGUGGGUAUAUACGCUAUGUCAUGGUUAUGUGGGUAUAUACGCUAUGUCAUGGUCAUGUGGGUAUAUACGCUAUGUCAUGGUCAUGUGGGUAUAUACGCUAUGUCAUGGUCAUGUUGAUUGUAAGUCAUAAAAACGAGAAUAGCCAAUAUUGAAAUGCCUGUUACAUCAAUUAUUACAUGUAUUUUAGUAGUGUACACAAGCUGCUAGGCAGUGAUGGUAAGGGGACUUCUCAAUAGCUCAUAAACGCAAACGAUCUUGCCCAUGUAUUGUAAGAUGACAAGAGUAUGCAACUAGUCAGCCCCACCACCUAUAGAUUUUUCUUGAUUGUGGGAUGACUGGAAGAAAUUAAUUGUUAUAGCAUAAACAUUUUCAAACCCCCUGCACUUGGGAAACACACCCCCCCGCAGGAAUUUCUUUCUUCAAGCUGUAUUUUAAAGGGAUAGUUCACCCACGUUGUAGAAAAGGCUCUCAUUUGUAAUAUACUUUUUUAGGGAACUGUCCCUUUUUAAUUGCACCUUUUUUUAGUUAACUUUGCCUUUAACUGCAGACACUUCUGAGCCGUCACAAUGUAUGUUAAUAUAGGCUUUUGGGCACUGGAUACCUCUAUAUGCUUUUUAUUGUUUGGAUUUGUGUGUGUUUUGUAUUGUUGGUAUUGCUGCACUGCUUGAGCUAGAAAUCUGCGAUAACAUGUGUACACGACCAAUAACGUUUGAUUUGAUUUUGUUCUGAGCAACCGAUUCCCUUAUUAAAUACCUGAGUUCCCUUUGUCUUUAGUUCAGUACCAAAUAACUCAUGCCUCUUAAAUACUCUCCAGCGCUUAUCCCUUUUCGUUUCUGUUAUCUCUGGCAUCCAAUACCAAACAUUGUUUCAUGUGUGAAUAUAUGAGCGUUUUAAUGAUGCGCUGUCGUAUCAGUAGUGGUAGACUGAGUUGUUGCAGCAUGUUGCAUAUGGACAUUAAUUCAGAUAUUUUGUAUAUCCUUCAGAGAGUGAUGAUACUGACAUGGAAAUAAUGGGUAUGAUAGGAAAUUUCAUAUAAAGAAUAAACUAACGCAAAUGUU